Messenger RNA from Physcomitrium patens, 2739 nucleotides. Its product is annotated as calcium/calmodulin-regulated receptor-like kinase 1. The record is from RefSeq and is a predicted model, not a curated record. Gene Ontology annotation, biological process: protein phosphorylation. Gene Ontology annotation, molecular function: ATP binding; protein kinase activity. NCBI's taxonomy places the organism in Eukaryota, Viridiplantae, Streptophyta, Bryopsida, Funariales, Funariaceae.
CUCCCUUUUUUCUACCGCUUUCGUAAAAACAGACCACCCCUCUUUUGAAUUUGAAAAUGUCGCACAGCAGAAGCGUCAUUCCUCUCCUCACAAACCCCUACCGUAAAACUUAGCCAAAAGAUUGAGCUUUGUCCCGAGGUUUGUCUAUGCCAGAGUACGUCUCAAGAAUGGGGUCAGAUCUGGGUGCUCGGAAGUGUGCACGGUGGGGAAGGGUUUCGAGGUUUUUUUCUGUCGGAGCAGGGAGCUCGAGAGCUUCAUGACCGAGACUGGUGUUGUUGCCAAAGGCCGACUGUUGUUGCUUGCUUGUCCAGAUACAGAUGAGGAGCAGAGAUCGAGGACUGUUAGGGGGAGUUGUGAGUAUGAGGGCGGCUUGCGCUGGUGGGACAUGUCCUUGCAUGUGGAUUUGUGUGUUCUUUGGUGUUCUUUUGUGGGGUCCUCUGGCAGUGAAUUUCACAUAACCUCGUUUUCUCGAAUUUUUGGGGGUAUCACUGGAGUGUAACUGCGGGAGUUUGGGUAGUCUAGGUGUGGGGAAGUGCAGGACCGAUGACGUUGAGGGUCGCUGCGUAGGAAUUUAGGAUUCUCUUCAAUUUGCUGAGUUUGGCUUAAUGAUAUCUUGGUUUGAGGAUGUCUAAUUCGGUUUGUCGUAGAGGAUCAUUUUGGGGAGUGCCUACGCGUAUUUCAAACGUUGAGCUUGUGUAGUACACUAGAUACAGUUUUAGUGGUACUUGAAGUUAAAUGCGCGGAGGUAGUCGGAGCGAGAGAGAAAGAGAGAGAUCCGGAGUUUCGCUGAUGUUCACAGCCAUUUUCAACAGCCGUGUCCUUAGUUUGGUUACUUUUUUGGAAGGUUUAAAUCAUUUGGGGAAAAGCCAGGUCUUGGAUUUGCAGGAGCUCUGUGUUCUUGUGGCAGCUACGACUUUGGAGGAUUGCGUUUAUGCGUGUGGCGCUUUUUUUCUUCCAUGAGACAAGACCAAGCAGGGUUCAGCAGGUCAAGUGAAUGGCAGGAACUGCAGCCUCCUCGCCCCCCGCUUCUGGAUCAGCUCCUAGUGCUACUUCACCCUCUUCUAAUGGUUCCUUAUCGAUCGGAGUGAUCAUUGGGAUCUCUAUUGGAGUUUUCAUAGGAGUAAUUAUAGCCUCCUGCGUAGUGUUGUGCCUUGGAUGUCGGAGGAAACGACUAAAGAAAAGAGGGAGCUCACGCCGGGGCUUUGUAUUGCCGAUACGCGUCAAUGGCGUUAAUUCUAGCACUAUCAUGUCUGAUUCCGUUUCCUCUCCUCCAGCUAAUGUUGCUAGCAAGGGUAACUCUUGGUGGGGAGGCCAGGAAAAACAGCUUAUUCCAUCCUCACUGGGGGUAACAAAGUUCACUUACAAGGAGCUUCACAAGGCGACAUCGAACUUCACUGCCCUCGUAGGACAAGGCGCGUUUGGUCCAGUUUAUAAAGCUGUGCUGCAGUCCACUGGAACUACUCUCGCGGUCAAAGUUUUGGCUGAACAGUCAAAACAAGGGGAUAAAGAAUUUCAGAACGAGGUGAUGCUUCUUGGACGGUUGCAUCAUCGCAAUUUAGUUAACUUGGUGGGGUAUUGUGAAGAAAAGAAUCAGAGGAUAUUAGUGUAUGAAUACAUGCAUAACGGCAGUCUUCAGCAAAAGCUACUUGAUCAGAACAGUGAACCUUUGAGUUGGGACCAACGGGUGCUUAUAGCUCAAGACAUUUCUAGAGGGCUCGAAUAUCUUCAUGAAGGAGCCACUCCACCUGUUGUUCAUCGCGAUAUCAAAUCUGCAAAUAUUCUGUUGGACGCGACCAUGACUGCUAGGGUUGCAGACUUUGGACUUUCAAAGGCGACAGACUCACCGAAUAUAGUUUCAGGCGUGAAGGGAACAUUUGGAUAUGUUGACCCUGAGUACAUGUCUACAAACUCCUUCACUGAAAAGAGUGAUGUGUAUAGCUUUGGCGUUCUUCUUUUUGAGCUAAUCACUGCUCGUAACCCCCAACAAGGGUUACUGGACUACGUACACCUAGCAGCAAUGGGUAUGGAAACCAAGGAGGAUUGGGCAGAAAUAAUGGAUUCACGAAUGAGUGGAAAUUGUAAUCUUGAAGAACUGGGUGACAUGGCAAACAUAGCUUACAAAUGCGUUGGACCCAUGGGGGCACGGAGACCAAAAAUGCGUGCUGUAGCACAAAAUUUAUGUAAUCUCGGCAAAAGGCGUUCUAAGGAGCAGGUAAUCAUGCCCGUGAUGAAGCAAGAUCUACCGCCUGCUAGAUCCUUGCCUGUUGGGGAAAGGAGUAAACCAGUGAGGUCCAAAAAGGAUGCAGGUAUCCCACCCCUUUCUCCCCCCAGGGGUUAUAACCAAUAUGAUCCAGGAUCUGAUAUGGUUUAAGAAGCCAAUUUUGGAGCAUGUGCUGUUUAAUGUAAGCGGCUUUUUCCACGAAGGAAUGUAAUUUAGUAGCGUGCACAACGUGCACCACGCAAAGGAAACUUUUGAUGAGCAUUGAGAUUAUAUAAAUAUUUAACUGUACAUGUCAGGAUCUGCACAUCUCAGCAUCAGUGCUUAUUCCAUCUAUGUUCUAUUCUGUAGAAAUAGUCCAUUUCUGCUUGUAUUUAUGGGAAGCUGUCCUGGAGAUAGGUAGGAAGGCCUUUCAGUACUUGCUGGCCGGAUGCCUUCGAAAGAGAUGUCACAUUUUCUAAGUCCAUUGAUGUAACAAUUUACGUCAACGUUCUGCUCAUUCUUAAAUCUUCUCCUAUAUA